AUGCACGCUGCCCUUCUCAUUGACGAGAUCUUGCAAGUCAUCCUGGGACAGUGUUCGGACUGGCCGGACCAGGAAUACCGCCGGGUGCUGUGCCAGAUUGCGAAGUGCUGCAGAGCAUGGAAAGACCCAGCGCUAGACAGGCUGUGGAACCGCUUGGACAACAUUGAACCGCUCCUGCGCUUGCUGCCAAUGCAACUUCUCCGCCGUAAUGCAUCCCUCAACUAUAACGUCCACGUUGACAAUCUGGCGAACUUUCGCACUUACGCAUCCCGUGUAAGACACGUCACGCACCGGGGAGCUCUCCCCGUGUCCCCGUUGCUGCAAUCAAUAAUUUUGAUGCCCAAACUCUCGCAUGUCGUGCUCCGAGGCGAGGGUUGCGAGGUCGCCCCAUGCUUCAAGACGUCCCGAGCGUUACGCCACCUAAACAUCACGCUCAAUCAUUACAACAAGGAGAGACCACAUUCUAUGCUUCUGAGAAGUGAUGCUGUGGCCACGUACCUGGACUCGCUGAACGCAUGGGAUGUCGAUCUGCAGACGCUGCGGCUCCGGGGUCGUUUGUCGGCGCAACUCAGCAUGACGCUCGCCUCCUUGACCACUCUGAGGACACUGCUAUUGUAUGCAGGAGAUUCGCUCACCGCGCAAAUGCUCUUGGCUAUAGCCAACUUCCCUCGCCUCCGGCGACUCGACGUGCAAGCCACCCAUAUAAAUCCGAGCACAUUUUUUGAAACGCUUUCUCCGUCCGCCCCGCCUUUAUUCCCAACGCUGCAAAAUCUCAAGAUUUCAUGCCAGCCAGACUUCCUGGCUGCUCUGUUACAGACGCUCCCAGUCGGCGUCUUGCAGAAGGUUCAGAUUGACACGGCUUACUCACCCAUAUCAUUCCAUCCCUCCUUCGAGCGCCUAUCUCUGAUAGGUUCGCAUAGCCUCGAAGAGCUAUGCGUAGAGGCAUUCAUCCCGUCAGAUGACGUAGAAUACAGUGGCGCUGUCCAUUCAGACAGGGCGCUGACGAUCAGCGCUCUGCGCCCUCUCGCCGGCCUCAAGGCCCUGCGUCGCUUUUCGAUUCAUGGGACGGCGCCUCCGGACUUCUGUGAUGGAGAUAUCGAGCAGAUUGCGGCAUGGUGGCCGCGCCUAUCUCUGCUGAACCUGGGACUCAUAGAAGACUUCCACGCCGACGCGUUUUCCCGACUGACGCCUGCGGUGUUCUUUGUGCUUGCCAAACUGUGCCGCGAGCUCAAGUCGUUGACGCUCCCCGUGGACAUCCUUGAUUCGGCGCUCCCACUGCCGCCGCCGGGCGCGCACCUCGCGAUAUCGCUGUGUUCCCUCAGGAGUCUCUCCAUAGGAACGGCACCGCUCUCGCUAGACUGUAUAUCAGUGUUCGUUAGACAUGUGGUGGCCGCGUUCCCCGGCGUUGAAAAUGUAGACUCGACCUCGUGGGGCGGCUAUUGGUUGGAGCAUGCCGAAGAAUGUAUCGACUUGAGGCCGGGUGCCGUAGGACCACUAUCAGACAGGAUCGUGGUGGGGGACAGACGCUACCGGUUCGUUACUCACUCUUAG
Messenger RNA from Sparassis crispa, 1551 nucleotides. RefSeq lists its product as hypothetical. NCBI's taxonomy places the organism in Eukaryota, Fungi, Basidiomycota, Agaricomycetes, Polyporales, Sparassidaceae. The record is from RefSeq and is a predicted model, not a curated record. Bases 1 to 1551 code for a protein of 516 amino acids. The transcript is spliced from 2 exons.